AACCGCCUCCUCUCCGCACUCUCGCAAGCGCCGUCACCACGAUGCCGAUUCCUGCUGUGCGCUGCAUCAACUCGAUACAAGUGUAAAGCCUCGGGUGAUACAGAUACGGGGCGCGGUUCCGGGCUCUACUGCUCGGACAGCCUUGGAACUUCUGGCGCCGCAAUAUCAUCUUGGCUGAAGCUGCCGCUUCUGCCUUCAUUUCGUUUUCUCCCUCUUCUCCUGAUAGCAUCUUCCACGCCUGGCGACUGGCUUCGCUCGCUUCAAGAUGCCCACGCAGCACGUCGAGCCCGAGUCUCACGCUCUGCUGCAAGAUGUCGCAAAUGCUCUCUUCAAGGCGCGGAAGGUGGUCGUGAUUACCGGCGCGGGCAUCAGCACCAACUCGGGCAUUCCGGUUCGUCCUUGGACCUGGCUGAGGUGCUUGGGACUUGGCGCAUGCUGACUGCUGAUCAGGAUUUCCGCUCUGAAAAUGGCCUCUACUCGCUCAUACAGGCUCAGUUCGACGCUGCGAGCCAGCCUACGCGACCGGCCGAACGAAGCAAGGCCGACACCAGCGAUGGCGGAGAGGAGCCUCGCCCGACGGAACGUAGGAUGACGUCGCGGGAGGCUUCCCCAGACCUGGACGAGGUUACUCGACAGCUGAAAGAGGAUAUCGAAGCGCGCGCCGAGUCCAAGAUACCCGCUGCGUCCAGUCGAGCCGCCGGCACGCAGCCAGCCGUGGCCGUUUCGGAUGCAAACGCGUCAGAGGGCGUUGGCUUGAGCACUCCGCGUCUCAAGCCCGCGCUUCCCUCCACGCCCCAGCCGACGACGUCUCCCCUCUCUUCUCCUCCCCGAGAAGACUUUAUGCUUCCCUUGCCCUCAUGGUCGUCAUCAUCGAUUCUGCGAGCCGAAGAUCGUAAGCGUAUCACCGAUGCCUCUCACAAUGUCGUUUCGUCUCCUCUCUCCUCGCCGCCGCCGGUCCUCUUCGAUCCCUUCCACCCAUCCUCUCCUUCCGACGAGAGUAGGAGCCGCCGUAGUAGCACCACGCCGUCCGAAGCGGAAGAGAACCCACCCAAUGCGAUGCCCGCUUCCCAGACAUCCAACUUUGGAAAGGCGACACUACCCAACAUGAAGGGCAAAGACCUCUUCGACGCUUCGAUAUGGUCGGAUCCUACGAGAACCUCCGUCUUCUACCAGUUUGCAACGUCUCUACGGCAAAAGGUCCGCGACGCCGAGCCUACAAGCUCCCACAAGUUCAUCAGCCACCUGAGGGAUCGGGGCAAGCUGGUGCGCUGCUAUACGCAAAACAUUGACCAGAUUGAGGAAAAAGUCGGCCUGUCGACGUCUCUGCUGGAGGGGCCGGGCAGUCGAGGACGCUUCUCGCGCAAGUCGACGGCAAACGCUUCGCAGCUCAACAAGAUGGUGGAAGAAGUAUCCAGCGGUGAGAGCGGCGCGUCUGGUCAUGCCAGUGCGUCCAGCCAAUCAUCGAACGGAUCGAGUGAGCAAUCACCAGCAGACUCCUCCCAGCCCAAUAGUAAGACGGAAGAGGAAGACAGUGCUGGCAGCAGCAGCACCACAACCACCACCACCACACCGCCAGAUCAACCCAAGCCGCCCCCAAGAAAGGAGCCGCCGCGUUCUGGUGUGGAGUGCGUCUUCCUGCAUGGCUCGCUGCAGCUUCUGCGAUGCUUCCUCUGCGGGCAGGUGUGCUCUUGGGACGACGACGAUCGCGAGGUGGAGACGCUGUCUGGCCUGCAGCCUGAAUGUCCUCACUGCGUUGGCGCCACGGAAGCGCGCCAGGAAAGGGGCAAGCGAGCGCUGGGCGUGGGCAAGCUGCGUCCCGACAUUGUGCUGUAUGGCGAGGAGCACCCGAGCGCCCACCUCAUCAGCCCCAUCGUAACGCACGAUCUCGCCUUGUACCCGGACAUGCUUCUGAUCCUGGGGACCAGCCUGCGGGUCCACGGGCUCAAGGUCAUGGUUAGGGAGUUCGCGAAGACGGUGCACAGCCGGGGCGGCCGGGUGGUCUUUGUCAACUUCACCAAGCCGCCGGAGAGCUCCUGGGGCGACAUCAUCGACUACUGGAUCCAGUGGGACUGUGACGCGUGGGUGACCGACCUCAAGGUGCGCAUCCCAAAGCUCUGGCAAGAUCCGGAGCCGCCAAAGCCCAAGAAGAAGCGCGACUCGGGAGGGGCCGCCGACGACAAUCGGGAGGAGAAGAAGAGACCGCCUGCACAGAACCCGGUUGCCUUGCGCGACACCAAGGUGAAUGGCGCGUACUGUACGCUGAAAAUCCUAAAAGAGCUACGCAGGAUUACGCACACGUCCCCUCCGCCUCCUUCUUCCCUUUCCCUUGCUGUCGCCCUUGCAGGUGCGGCUCCCCCUUCAUCUCCAUCAGUCACUCAGCCGCCAUUGAGCCGUGGCUCGACUGCCAUUACGCACCCCGAUAUCACCGCAUCCGAGCCCCCGACUUCUGUUGAGGCCGGCAUUCGACCUAAAACCAUGGACUCUCCGCGCAUCAGCACGCCAAGGGGCAAGGCCAAGCGACCGCGCAAGUCUGCGCCGGGAGCCACGGACAGGCCUAAGCGGACGCCAUCGACAUUGAAUCCAAAUCAUGGCCGGUCCAAGAAACCCGCGGCGGAGGCCACAGAGAAGCAGCAGCAAGAGGUGCCUGAGACGCCUAGCCAGCCGCCAACCAGCACGGUAGAGGAAUUCAGCUCGAUCCUCCAUUCUGUCAAGUCCAACCCACGCAUACGGAAGAGGAAGAUGAUUGACGGAGAGGAGUUCGUAUUUCCCGCGGUUGGGAAGAAGCGCGGCGCGGUGGAUAGCCUGUACAAGGGUCCGGAGGGAGACACGAAGAAGCUGCCGCCUCUGCGCCCCACGCCCGAGGCGAUACCAGCAUCACCGGUGGCGGCCCUGCCAUUGGAAGUCGGGGGCUCCGCGGAGGAGCCUCUGGCGUCAAUCUCGGUCAACGUACGAGCAGCAGCAACGACAUUUGCGCGGCCGGAGGCCUUUUACAUCCAAGAUCCGCUGGUGACACUGCUGGAAAAGGCACCGCAGUGGAAGACGCUGGAGGCGAAGCAGGGCGAGGCGAAGCGCAGCAAGCGGCGCGUAUCCAAGAGAUUCCUCCCGAUGCAGAUGGAGACCAAGGCGCAGGCUGAGGCCAACGCGGCACUCGCACUGGCGGGCCUGAAAACGAACAGCCCCAUGAUGGCCGAGGUUGCUCAUUCAGUGCCCGGCGGCGGCUUUCCGGAGCUGGCCAACUGGGCGGCCACUUGGAGCUGCAAGAAAUAGUUUUCACUUCUUGGCUUCUUUCUUUCGAUAGGGAUUGUGGUUUUGAUAGACACCCACAGCGGACAGCGGUACCAUAGGAAGCCGACACAUAUGAUGAGCAUUUACACCGGUGUUGGCGGUUAUAAUGAUGUUUGACAGGACAGGGUUUAGGGAUACAGGACGUUGUGCCUUUUU
Molecule: messenger RNA, 3441 nt
Organism: Trichoderma citrinoviride
Lineage: Eukaryota; Fungi; Ascomycota; Sordariomycetes; Hypocreales; Hypocreaceae
Product: DHS-like NAD/FAD-binding domain-containing protein
Exons: 2
Coding region: 433-3267 (944 amino acids)
Molecular function (GO): NAD+ binding
Source: RefSeq, a predicted model, not a curated record